GCGCCAAGGCUGAGUUCAUUGGUUCCCUCAGUCAGUCGCUCUGAGGCCGAGCGUUGGCUCCGAAGAAGCCCGCUAGUUUAUCAGUUUAGGGACCGAGAGAGGUGAACAGGCUCGAGGGGCUUUUUUACCUGGCAUCUAGGGUGUCCCUGGGGGAAAGGUCCCGGUAGCUUCAGAAAUGCAGGCCCACGCCGGUACCCCUCCCGCAGUACUCCGAAAGCUUCCAGUCAGGUUGAAGGCCUCUGACGCGAGGGAAGGAGGCGAGGCUCCCAAACCGGCUCCUCCCCGUGGCUUGCGGCGGCAAAGCAAGGCCCGGCCCUCAGUGGCGCCUCUUCUUCCAUCCCGUCCCCUUGUGGGGCCACGCCGCCGCUGCAGCCUGGUCAUCCGUCCACGCUCCCUCCCGUCUUUUCAUCACUCCUUUUCAGCCGCGGGUGGGCUGAGGCGACGGGAGCGGUUCGCCGCUACUGGGGAGGAAGGGAGGCGAGGCAAAGCGAUGGCGUCGUAUAUGGGGAGCCGGACCCUGAGCAAGGACGACGUGAACUAUCGGCACCACUUCCGCAUGAUUAACGAGCAGCAAGUGGAGGACAUCACGCUGGAGUUCUUCUACCGGCCCCACACCAUCACCCUUCUCAGCUUCACCAUCCUCAGCCUCAUGGCCUUCGCCUUCACCAGGGAUGAUUCAACACCAGAAGAUAAUAUUUGGAAAGGCAUCCUCUGUGUGAUUUUCUUCUUUCUAAUCAUCAGUGUUUUAGCCUUUCCAAAUGUGUCUCUAAAUGGUAUUGAUUUCAGUUGUGUAGCCGAGAGGAACGAUUUUCCACCUGAAUUCAACCUGAGCCCAGGGCAGCAGACAUUAGCUGCUGCUCUCUGUCUCUCUCUGUCUUUCUCUUCCUUUUGCUCACCUCUUCCCAUCUCCCCAAAUCAUCAACAGGAAUAUGCUGUGAAUUGCCAUGUUAUCACUUGGGAGCGAAUCCUCAGCCAUUUUGACAUAUUUGCUUUUGGACAUUUCUGGGGCUGGGCAAUGAAGGCUUUAUUAAUCCGUAGCUAUGGGCUGUGUUGGACUAUUAGCAUCACCUGGGAGCUGACUGAGCUGUUCUUCAUGCAUCUGCUGCCUAAUUUUGCUGAAUGCUGGUGGGAUCAAGUCAUUUUGGACAUCCUGCUAUGUAACGGGGGUGGCAUCUGGUUGGGCAUGGUAGUUUGUCGUUGGUUGGAGAUGAGGACCUAUCACUGGGCAAGCUUCAAGGACAUUCACACCACUACAGGUAAAAUCAAGAGAGCUGUGUUACAGUUCACUCCAGCAAGCUGGAUAUAUGUCCGCUGGUUUGAUCCCAAGUCUUCAUUUCAAAGAGUGGCUGGAGUAUACCUUUUCAUGAUUAUCUGGCAGUUGACAGAGCUGAACACAUUUUUCUUGAAGCACAUCUUUGUUUUCUAUGCAAGUCACCCCUUAAGCUGGGGUAGGAUCCUCUUCAUUGGAAUUAUCACAGCACCCACUGUGAGACAGUACUAUGCUUACCUCACAGACACACAGUGCAAAAGAGUAGGAACUCAGUGCUGGGUGUUUGGAGUUAUUGGUUUCCUGGAAGCUAUCGUGUGCAUCAAAUUUGGUCAAGACCUCUUCUCCAAAACACAAAUAUUGUAUGUUGUGCUCUGGCUCCUUUGUGUGGCUGUUACUACAUUCCUGUGUUUAUAUGGAAUGGUUUGGUAUGCAGAUCACUAUGGACAAAGAGAAAAGACACUGUCAGAAAGUGAAGACAGCUCAUACAUUCCAGAUGCUUCCUGGCUUAACUCUAAGUUUACUAGAGGAAUGGAAGACAAUCCACCCAAACAUUCGAGCAACAGCGAGAGCCAUUCAUCUAGGAAGAGGAAUCGCCAUUCAAAAACAAAAGUAACCAAUGGAAUUGGCAAGAGAUAGAGGGAGAGAGAGACAGAGAGAGUGAGUCAGUUUCUAGAUUUGUUCCAGAAGUGUGCCUGAGAGCAAAGAAGCAAAACUGGGCCUGGGUCUGAAUUCCCUGCUUGAAGGUUGACAAGAGAAGAAGAGGAGGAGACAGAAGGGGACAACAUCUUCAGCAACCAGAGGCCCUGGACCUUGUUAAGAUGGAGCUCAUCCGUGUAUCACAAAUCAUUAGCUGCUGUCACUUGCCAUUCAUUGGCUUAAAUCUAACCUCUUAUGCACUUGACACUCAAAACAGUAGUAAUAUGUUUAAAGGCAAAAUAGUUGCUUGCUCCUGAGGGGUUCACGUGAUAGUCAAGUAGUGUAGAUACCUUCUGAUGACUUUUCUUUCAUUGAGAAGGAUAAUCCCAAGUUAACUGUCAACCAGUUGGCUUUGUUUGCUUGUUUUUUGGUUGUGGAUUUUUAAAUUUUUGUUUGUUUGUUUGUUGCAGUACAACUUUUUGACUGAAAGAUGCUCUGCUUUUGUUCUCAAUUUGACCGCUAAGCUUUUCUGUGCUCUUAGACUUUUAGGAAAUCAACAGUACCAUAUUUCAAUCAGCAGGGGGCUAAGUGUUAGAAAGUGUGUUCAUGAUUUUUGUCCAGUUCAUCUUUUUAUCAUUUUUAACUCUGAAUGUUUGUUGUGUUCACUCCCAUGUCAGAGAGUCUUGAUAUUCUGUUAUACAGCAAGCACUGUGUCUGCCCUUACUGGCAGAACCACAGACCCAGCCUCAUUUGGGUGCAUACAUACACCUUGCUUAUUUUCUGACAUCUCCAGUGUUUCCUGUUUCUUUAUCAUUGCUACAGCUACAUCAUUGCUUUUCAAACAUUUUCUUCUUCAUAGGCCUGAGCCCCCAACUGCAAGAAAAUGAUUCCAAUUUUAAAGCAAAAGUCACACUUAAAGCUUUGCAAACCCCUGGUGGUCCUAAUGCAGCUGCUUAUCUGUGAAUGCUGUAAUGUUCUUGGUAUUGUGGUGUUCUUUUUUUAAAGAAAUAAUUGAUACACACUUAACUCCACUUUUCCUGGGGUCAGUUUUACAGAAUGCUUCAGCGUUUUUAUUCUUAUCCUCCUCCCCCCCUCCAAUAAUUGGAAAAUUGGUCAGAGAGCAUCAUUCCCAAGAAACGAAACGGUCAUAAUGAUAAAGCAUUAAACCUCAAAUAUUAAGUUGUCAGAAACAAGCAGUUUUGCAUAGUUUUUGUUUUCUGUGUUUGGUUGGUCUUUCUUCAUGUGUGCCAAUUAGGUUGUGGGGCUGCUUUCUGCAGAAGACGUGCAAAGGUGACAGGUUAAAUAAGAACCCACAUCCUUUCCAUUACGCUUCAGCUGGGAAGUGCUACCUGCUGUGAUAAUGCCACAGGAUAUGCACUACAAGAUCUGAAAUAGUAAAACUCCAGUGUACUAGCAAAGUGGCUAUAAACAGAAAAAAGACCACUGUAAUCCAUGGCUACUUAUGUGCCACAAAGGAUCAGCUUUUUGAAUGCAUUCACUAUGCAGCUGCUAAUCCAGGGAAAGCUCUGUUUUUCACGAAUGUGCAAACUCUUGCAUCAAAAGCUGCUAUAUUCUAUUUGCUGCAACUCUGCUAAAUGUUACAGGCCCAGGGAAAAUGCAUGCCUGGAACUUUUAUACCAACAAAUGUUGGUUUCUCAUUCAAAUUUUGACAUUUGUAUGCUGUUGCAUCCAUGCAUUCUGAGCAUGUUGCAUAGUUAUGGAAUGUGUUUUAUUUAUACUCAAAUUCAUUUUAUUUUCUCUCUCAAUUCCUUAAGAGCCAGUUACUUAAGACAAACCAAUGUGUUUUUUUCUAUUUAUUCAAGACCAAAGCCAGAAAAUGUUAAUGCUCUUGUGAACAUUUCACACAGUGCAUUUUAGUGUUAAUAAUGCCCACUUUCCCAAAGACAGAACCCUGUUUUGCAGAGCCUAUAGCAUGUAGAAUUCUGAUUUUGCUGAAAUCUGUAGUAAAGUUCCCAUUUACUUUGCUGGAGAUGUGGCCCUAGUUCUAAUACAUUGCAGACAAAGGCCAUGUUUGUCAGUUGAAACUAGUGCUUACACAAAAUGAGUGUACAUGCAGAUCUUUUGCAAAAUCAGAACUGAUGUUCAUAAUUACUGUGACUGGAAAGCAAGACACCAAGUGUCUUUUCAGCCUCCUCCUCCCAGCAGCAACUCCCUGCCCCCCCCCAAAAAAAAUGCUUUCCCCAAAGGUCUAGGGCCAUCUGGAGUAGCACAUCCCCUGGGUGCAUGGACUACUACUGGAAGUCGAAAUCAACAAUGUAAUUAUACCUGUGUGCACACAGAAGUACUUUACAUAUGCACUUUGGAUCCUGUCCUGUAUAUUUUUUUUCAUUAAGGAGUUUAAAAAGUUGAUCUUGCAUGACUGAACUCAGAAGAUGAGCAAUCCUUCAUUAAUUGCUGUAAAAGAAAACAUCCUAUCCUAAUGUCCCCAUGUUCAUAAAUAUCAAUUAUGUAAAAGUGUUCAAGUGUUGUAUGAAAUAUGACAUUUUCUUUAAAGCCAUCCCUUAUCCUAGCUCAAAGUGACAUGUAAGAUCUUAGUUCAUACUCAGCCUGCAGGGUGAUACAUAUGUUCUAAAUCUUCUAUGGAAACAGACCAACAGAAAUAGAUGGGAGUUUGGUCAGGUCUUGAUAUACAGUGUGGUCAGGCCUGAAAGGUUUGUCCCAUAACUAGUGAACUCCACAUGAGAGACAUGGUGCUACCCAUCCUUGUAUUGGGAAUUUUGGAAGGUAUGUAUUUGCUCCCAUUUUCAUGCUUUUAAACUUGCUUUCUGCCUUUUUCAUGUUCCCCUCAUCCCACUUUCCCAUUUUCCCCCAUCUGUGUACACUCCCUUAUGGUUGUCUUUGAAUUAAUCAUUUACUGUGUGAGUAUUGAAAAAAAGAGGUUGACCUGGUUCUACUGGAGACUGUGUUGUAUUAUCAGUCAAUGAUGGGGGGCUCUAACCUGCUUUGGCAUGGCCUGAACAAUGGCAACUGGUUAUAACAUUGCAACAACAACAAAAACAACCUCUUAACAUAUAUAUAUAUAUAUAUAUAUAUAUAUAUAUAUAGUCAAGGCCAAGAGUACAUCCAAUAGGAACAGAAAAGUCUACCCACCCAAAAUUAAUCUAUUGCUAGCUGCCAGUAUUGAACCUGGGUAGAGCACUAUUAUGUAUAAAAAGACAGUAUCUAAUGAAAACAUGGAAUCUGGUUUCCACUCUGCUUUUGGUUACUCACCUGUCAAAAAUAAAGUCCUGAAAUGCCUGGGA
Molecule: messenger RNA, 5169 nt
Organism: Rhineura floridana
Lineage: Eukaryota; Metazoa; Chordata; Lepidosauria; Squamata; Rhineuridae
Gene: PTDSS1
Product: phosphatidylserine synthase 1
Exons: 12
Coding region: 176-1906 (576 amino acids)
Biological process (GO): phosphatidylserine biosynthetic process
Molecular function (GO): L-serine-phosphatidylethanolamine phosphatidyltransferase activity
Source: RefSeq, a predicted model, not a curated record